Messenger RNA from Darwinula stevensoni, 381 nucleotides. The record is from the annotation of a GenBank genome assembly. NCBI's taxonomy places the organism in Eukaryota, Metazoa, Arthropoda, Ostracoda, Podocopida, Darwinulidae.
GGCCAGGUCCUGAAGCGCCUGAUCAAGGGGAGGGGGAAGGGGCAGGCCCGGUUCAUGACCGUGCAGAUGCACUACGCGGAGAAGCUGGCGGGGUGCGAGCCGGGCUGCUUCGACCUGGUGGUGGAGGACAGCUGCUUCAAGGCGGCGGGAGAGAGGAUCGCCCACUUCCUGGAGGCGUACUGGUCGGCGACGCAUCCGGAGCCGGAGAAGGGAGUCGACUCGCAAGGCUUCCCGAAGGUUUCGCAACACGUUUGUGCCCGAGUGAGCAAUGUCGCCUUUCCCUCAUGCCAUGCAGCGCCGGAGACGAGGACGAAGGUGAAGUUCACGACCGGCGACGACGAGGAUCCCUUCGAUCCCAACGUUUUUCACAUUCAUUCCUGA